CGCGUCUCGCUUGCGAUUAAUUCACCAUCGAUCGCUUUUGAGUUCAGUGGUAGUAGCUGAUAAGUUGUGUUCUUCUAAUUCCCUGAUCAAAAUGGCCUCGAUUAGAGAUUUUGCCAAGAGAUAUGAAGCUGACUGCAGACACCUCAACCAAUUCUUUUCUGGAAAUGUUUCCCCGAACAAUGCGAGACCGGUCCUGGAGAUCUUCACCGCAAGGAGCAGCCAGGAGAUGAAGCAAAUCUGCAGGGCUUACAGCAGCAUGUAUCGCCAAGAUCUCAUCCAGCUACUGUCGCAGCAGAAGACCACCUUUGCAAGGGUGGCGUGCCUCAGAGCUAGCGAGCCGUGCGUCCGCGACGCAGACAUCGCCAGGGACGCGCUGUUCGGGCGGCGGAUCGACGGCGACGUGCUCGUCGAGGUCGUGUGCACGCGGCCCUCCGGCGAGGUCGCGCUGAUCAGGCAGGCGUACCAGGCCCGGUACAGCGCCAGCCUCGAACGCGACGUCUCGUCGAGGACAAGCGGCAGCCUCAACGAGGUUCUUCUCGCGUUCUUGGGAUCGAGCGGGAGCGGCUACCAUGGCGGCCGGGUGGACGCGACGAUGGCGAUGUGCGACGCCAAGACGCUGUACGAGGCGGUGGAGAUCAGCGCGGCGCGGGUGGACCAGAGGAGCGUCCUGCAGCUGCUGCGCCACCGGAGCGGCGACCAGCUCAGGGCGGUGCUCGCGUCGUACAGGCGGCUGUACGGGCAGGAGCUCGCGCGGGCGCUGAAGAGGAAGGACGGCGACACCAGCGGCGGCGGCGGUGGCCGGCGAGGCGAGUCGUCGUCGUUCCCGGGCAUCCUCCGCGCGGCGCUGCGGUGCGCGCAGCUCCCCGAGAGGCACUUCGCGAGGGCGGUGCGCGCGGCGCUGGAGCGCGGCGAGGGAGGCGCUGGUGCGGACCGUCGUGACGCGCGCGGGCGUCGACGUGCGCCGCGUCAACCAGGCGUUCGCGGCCAAGACCGGGUGGACGCUGGAGAGCGUCGUCCGGAACGAGUUCGGCAGCGGCGGCACCGGGAAGUCGGACGACGGCUUGACCGGCGACUUGCUCGUGGAGUUGCUCAAGUUGGCCUGAGGACAAGAGAUUGAGAUUUUCUGCAGUUACUGUACCGUGCCUUUGUCACUAACAUACGGGUCCGAUGAUCUUCGAGCCCACAUAUCAGUGAUAAAGGCACGGUGCAGUCGACUGCACAUGAUCAUAAUCCGAGGAGAGAUUGAGAUCCUCUACAGUUAUUGCACCGUGUUUUUGUCACUGACAUGAAGUCCACCCUCACUAGCGGGCACCAAGCCUCUUGUCUCUCGAGCCGUCAGAUGAUCGAUCAGCUGCGAGGAUCCAUCACAAUCUUCCAUUCUUCCUGCAUGUAGUGGAGAUUGCAACUGAUACAUCUCACGUUUGUCAAGAGUUAGAUUUGUUACUGUAUUUUGGUGAUAAAUAUAAUGAAAUAAUGAGGCGAAGAAUUAUACUGUUAUGUA
Messenger RNA from Oryza sativa Japonica Group (Japanese rice), 1501 nucleotides. Its product is annotated as annexin Gh1. Gene Ontology annotation, cellular component: cytoplasm. NCBI's taxonomy places the organism in Eukaryota, Viridiplantae, Streptophyta, Magnoliopsida, Poales, Poaceae. The record is from RefSeq and is a predicted model, not a curated record. Gene Ontology annotation, molecular function: calcium ion binding; calcium-dependent phospholipid binding.